UAAAUAAACAAACAGACUUGUUACAUGUGCUGUAGUGUAUUUACUGUGCAUCUGUGAUUUUUUAUUCUGCAUUUCUCUAAAAUAAAAAUAAGUUAAUUGUUUUAAUACCGUUAAUAGUUUAAAAUAAGUUAAUAGUUUUUUUUACCGUUUAGCAAUGCUUUAAUAUUAAUAUAUUCAGCUGAUUUGUGCACUUGCUAAGCAUUUCUGCAAAAUGCGAAUUCGAUUGUUGUAUGGAAUUUUUCAAGACAUAUCGUGUAUACAAAGACGAUAUAUAAAUGGCAGUGCUAUAAGAAUAAAUGAAACUCGGGCAACUUUUCGAACUAAAAAUAUUCAUUGUUACAGGACAUUGUUUCCAUUUGAUAAUCUCACAGAACUUGCUGAACAUUUGGUAUCUUCAAUUGUUUAUAACAAAAAUGGUUUAAUAGCAAUCAAUAAACCAUUUGGAAUCAAAAUACAUAGCCAUGACAAGCCAGGAACUCGAUCUAAAGAUGGGCAACGUUUUCUUAUUCCUUCAAUUCCAGAAUGUGACUUAACUAUUGAAGGUGCUUUGAGAGAACUGCAAGAACGCCUGAAUGUUCCUUCUUUGACUAUUCUCAAAUCAGCUGAAAGGUAUACAAGUGGCAUUGUUUUGCUGUCUACGGAUGAGCAUACUUCCAAUGCUGUUAAGAAGUCAUUCAAUAAAGCUAAAUUUCAAAAAGUACCUCAUUUUGUACAUUGGGCACUAACUCUUGGGUAUCCAGGUUUAAAUUAUAAAAAGGAAAAAGUAGGAAUAAAAUUUCUGGAACUAGAGAAUGAAGAAAAGAAACAGCCUAUAAUAAUUCAAGACCCUUCAAAAAAAGCAUGUCUACAGAAAAGAGUUUUUCCAGUUCAUGUGGAAUACAGAGUACUUUCUGUGAACAAAGAUCUUCAAACUAGUUUAGUAGAAAUUGCGUCUUCUUCUCUGAAAUAUCAUUUUGUGAGAAUAUAUGCCUCUAGUCAAAUUUGCAGUAUUUUGGGAGAUAUUAUGUAUUGCAACAGAAUGAAUACUGUGUUGGGUGUACCAGUCAAGGUACAAAUUGAACAUAGCCAUGCUUUUGAUUCACCACCAUUGCCAGAGAAGAUGACAAAGGCAUUAAAUUUACCUAAAGGUGCCACUUGUUCUGUAAUGCCUGCUAUGCUCCAUCUUAGAAGUAUAUUUUUGCCAUCAUUUAAAGGUGAAGAUCUUACAAUUGUAGCUAAUUUGCCACAUCAUUUUCAAUGGACUGCAGAACAAUUAAAAUUACUAAAUUGUAUUAUGUAAUAUAAUAAAUGUUAUUUAAAAAAAUAGA
This is a messenger RNA of Argiope bruennichi, 1307 nucleotides long. RefSeq names its product pseudouridylate synthase RPUSD4, mitochondrial-like. The record is from RefSeq and is a predicted model, not a curated record. Lineage: Eukaryota; Metazoa; Arthropoda; Arachnida; Araneae; Araneidae. Gene Ontology annotation, molecular function: RNA binding; pseudouridine synthase activity. Bases 212 to 1279 code for a protein of 355 amino acids. Gene Ontology annotation, biological process: pseudouridine synthesis. The transcript has 8 exons.